AUGGACGAUCCACAUCGACCAUCACAUGAAGGGCGGUCUCGAAUGUACAAAGCUAAUGCCCGAGACCAGCACGAAAUGCGCAGAAAGCGGCGUGAAGACGAAGUCCAAAUUCGUAAAAAUCACCGAGAAGACCGUUUCGAACGGAAUCGGCGGGUGACCGUCGAGCGAUCUCUGAGCCAAGAGGAGACGUCGGAAAUGCUGAAAACGGUGGUCGACGGACUGCAUAGUAUGAAUGAGACGAUGAUUUUUGAGUCGAUUGGAAAGUUGGGAGAGAAUGUCAGAAAUCGAGUGUGGACGAUUCAAGUGGUGGCGAAAGCACAGAUUCUGAAUAAGAUGGCGGAUUUGUAUUGUAAUCGCCCGAUCCGCCUGGAAACCCGUCAACUAAUCGCCCAAACAUUUCUAAUCCUCGGUGGCAACUUGGAUCUCAUCAAAUAUCAGUCAUACUCAAACGAUGACAAGUGCAUCCAGGCGCUUGUCUUAAACAUCUCCAACUAUAUUCAAGAAGAAUCAAUUCUCAUUGACACAUUCCAGUCGAUCUCUUGUUUCAUUAUUCGUAGCCUAACCUAUAGAAAUCUGGCGUUGGACGCUGCAAUUGUGCCGGAAUUGCUGGAAGUUUCAGCCAAAUCUAUGAGUAUUCUCCUCCAUCGUUCUCUUAUGUGGCUCGUCUCGUUAUUCUGCGAAAAACUCGACAAAUAUAGUCCUCAUGUCGAUGAAGUGUCGCCGCUCCUCGAGAUCGUCGCCACGGGAAUCACCUCUUCAGACGCCAUGGUGCAGACAGACGCUGCCUCGGCGUGCGCCGCGCUCUCAGAUUGGCCACCGAUUUUCGAGUGUAUGCAAGAGCUGAAAUUGUGCUCAAUGCUAGUGGCGAAUCUGAGUAAUGAUAAGGGAAACGCGAGGCCCAAAGUCAAAUGUAGCAUCAGUUAUAUUAUCCAAGCGACCGGGUAUUUUACGGAGGAAAUGAUUGAGGCUGGAUUGCUGGAAGUCCUCAAAGGAUUUGUGAAUGUUAGCUAUAUGUCACAAGAAGUUUGUUUCAUUAUAUCCAAUAUUUGUGUGGAAGGAGAGCACACAAUCGAUAAACUAAUAUCUUCUGGUGUCCUGAGAGAAGUGGCCAGAGUUAUGGAGGCAGCGGAAUAUAGGUCCCGGAAAGAGGCAGCUUUUGUUAUAUGUCACUGCUGUGCAAGUUCGAAACGCGCUCAUUUGGAAUAUGUCAUCGAGCUGGGAAUGCUCACCGCGUUCACCGAUUUGUUGACGUGUAUGGAUGUUUCGCUCGUUUCUUAUAUCCUCGACGCGAUUCUGUCGUUACUCCAAUUCGGCGAACUCUUCUCGUCACAAGACGGAAGUAAUCCGGUUGCUGUGAAACUUGAAGAGAUUGGAUGCCGGGAGAAGUUGGAGUUUCUUGUGGAGAGUCAGUGUUGUGAUAUACAUGCCAAGGCGUAUACCAUAUUGGAGAGAUUCUACCCAGACGACGACGAAAUCGCCACAUCCACCUCCGAUUAUCAGCCACACAGCACAAUUGACAGUACCAUCGAACUGCUUCUUCGCAACACUCCCGCCGCUCCUCCCUUCUCAUUUUAG
Molecule: messenger RNA, 1575 nt
Organism: Caenorhabditis remanei
Lineage: Eukaryota; Metazoa; Nematoda; Chromadorea; Rhabditida; Rhabditidae
Exons: 5
Coding region: 1-1575 (524 amino acids)
Biological process (GO): NLS-bearing protein import into nucleus
Cellular component (GO): nucleus; nucleoplasm
Molecular function (GO): nuclear import signal receptor activity
Source: RefSeq, a predicted model, not a curated record